This is a messenger RNA of Glycine soja, 816 nucleotides long. RefSeq lists its product as uncharacterized. NCBI's taxonomy places the organism in Eukaryota, Viridiplantae, Streptophyta, Magnoliopsida, Fabales, Fabaceae. The transcript is spliced from 2 exons. Gene Ontology annotation, molecular function: nucleic acid binding; zinc ion binding. The record is from RefSeq and is a predicted model, not a curated record. The coding region runs from base 1 to 816 and encodes 271 amino acids.
AUGGCUUCCAAUGGCCAUUUUCUCGCGAAUCUCCCAGUUCUCACUGGCAAGAACUUUAGCAGGUGGCAAGUUCAGAUGAAAGCCUUGUUUGGCUACCAAGAUUUAUCCGACAUCGUUGAGAAUGGUGGAACUACUGCGAAAGAAGCCUGGGACACGUUGAACAAAGCUUAUGCUGGUGCAGAUAAAGUCAAGAAAGUGCGCUUACAAACCCUGAAAAGACAGUUUGAACAACUGCAGAUGGAAAAGAGUGAAGGUAUUGGAAAUUUCUUCGGUAGAUUACAAGUUCUUGCUAAUUCAAUGAAAGGCUAUGGUGAGAAAUUCACUGAUCUAAUGUUGAUUGAAAAAGUAUUAAGAUCCUUGAAUCCAAAAUUCGACGACAUUGUGGUUGCUAUUGAGGAAUCAAAGGAUUUGGAAUCCAUAAGCAUUGAUGAAUUACAAGGUUCCCUCGAAGCCCAUGAGCAAAGAUUGCAAGAAAGGAAUAAUUGUAGUACAAAACUUGCUGAAACAGCUUUUCAGGCUCAACAAAACCUGAGGAACUCUGGAAAUGAAUCAUCUAGAGGAAAGAGAGGCAAAUUCAAGAACUUAAGAGGAAGAGGGAACUAUGGAUCAAGAGAGCAUUCAAAUAAGAAAAACUAUGGCAACCAAAGUUCCAAUAGAGGAGGACAUAAUGGAAAUCGAGGGAGAGGAGGAAAAAAGACAUGGGACAAGAAGAAUGCAGAUUGUUACAAUUGUGGAAAGAAGGGACACUAUGCUGUUGAUUGCUGGUACAAGAUAAAAAUCCUACUAAUGAGGCUCAAUGUGGCCCUAUACAAGUAG